UUGACGCCAUUCUUCAUUUUUUUUCUCUCUUCUUUUUUCUUUUUCUUUCUUUCUUCCUUUUUUUUUCUUUCUCCCUUCCUUUUUCUUUCUCCCUUCCUUUUUCUUUCUCCCUUCCUUUUCCUUCCUUUUCUUUCUCCUUCCUUUUUCCCUUUCUUUUCUUUCUCCCUUCCUUUUCUUCUCUUUUCCUUUCUUGUUCCUUUUCUUUCUUGUUCUUCUUUUUCCUUUCUUUUCUUGUUCCUUUCUUGUUCUUUUUUCCUUUCUUGUUCUUCUCUUUUCCUUUCUUGUUCUUCUCUUUUCCUUUCUUGUUCUUCUCUUUUCCUUUCUUGUUCUUCUCUUUUCCUUUCUUGUUCUUCUCUUUUCCUUUCUUGUUCUUCUCUUUUCCUUUCUUGUUCUUCUCUUUUCCUUUCUUGUUCUUCUCUUUCCUUUUUGUUCUUCUCUUUCUUUCUUGUUCUUCUCUUUUCCUUUCUUGUUCUUCUCUUUUCCUUUCUUGUUCUUCUCUUUUCCUUUCUUGUUCUUCUCUUUUCCUUUCUUGUUCUUCUCUUUUCCUUUCUUGUUCUUCUCUUUUCCUUUCUUGUUCUUCUCUUUUCCUUUUGUUCUUCUUUUCUUGUUCUUCUCUUUUCUUUUCUUGUUCUUCUCUUUUCCUUUCUUGUUCUUCUCUUUUCCUUUCUUGUUCCUUUUUCCUUUCUUGUUCUUCUCUUUUCCUUUCUUGUUCUUCUCUUUUUUUCUUGUUUGUCUCUUUUUUUCCUCUUUUCCUUUCUUUAUCUUUUUUUUCCUCUUGUCUCUCUUUUUCCUCUUUUUCUUUUUUUUUUUUUUUUUUCUUUUUUUUUUUUUCUCUGUCCAAAUUCAUUAGUUUUUUUCACUCAUGCUAACUCUUAA
Molecule: messenger RNA, 876 nt
Organism: Acanthosepion pharaonis
Lineage: Eukaryota; Metazoa; Mollusca; Cephalopoda; Sepiida; Sepiidae
Source: the annotation of a GenBank genome assembly